UCUGAUUCAUUUAAAACGACUCAGUAUAAAUGAAUCACUCAUCACUACCGAAUCAAAACAUUGACGUCGGCAGUGAUGUAGAAUAAUCUGUAAAUCAUGAAUUUAAUCUCUUAAAUUCUUUCGCCGGAUUUAUCCAAAACCAGGAGUCUGCCUUGGCCAUUAUGGCUCAGCCCGAGCACCUCAGUCCAUCUCUGAUGGCCGUGCCUGAAUUCAUGGCACAAAGAAAACUUCUCGGAUUUGGCGUAUUCCUGGCUUGGAUUUUCCUGUUCCAUUUGCUGGUCAACGUUUGGCUCCUCUGUGUGUUCACCAGCCUGUUAGUUGUGAUAGGUGGGUGGCUUGGCUCUCAGGCUCUCCUCGAGUCGGAAAGCGUCAUCCACCUUGAGCGUUUCAUCAAGCUGGAUGAAAUCCGGUCUUCAGCAGACAGUGAGAUGCAUCUAGACCACGAGAUCCAGAACACAGUUUGUAAGAUCAUCCGAGACUUUGUCUCUUCGUGGUAUCACACAGUUUCUACAGAGCGUGAAUUUGAGGAUGAGAUCCACAACUCUAUGAUCUCCAUGGCAAUGGAGCUUAAGCUUCGGGCGAAGAAAGUGGACCGGAAAGCUUUAACGCUGAGGGUAUUGGAUCUUUUCGGAUGCCAUCUUCAGUGCUACGCAAAAGCUAAAGAAAUCAUGGCUGAAAAAGCAGGCAAGGACCAAAAUGCUAAUGAGAGUCUCUGGCAGGCAUACAGCAUGUCUUGUGUGCCUCACCCAGCUCUUCAGAGCUCUGCCGUAGAAGUGAAUUAUGCACGCGCGAUUGUGGAUUUGCUUCUACAUGUUCUGGUCCCUCCACCACAUCUCGAAACCAGAACAGGGAGAUUUGUAGUGUGUGAACUUAUCACCUGCAAUGUUCUUUUACCGUUAAUUGCGAAACUGUCUGAUCCAGAUUGGUUAAACAUGUUGAUUGUGGAUGUUUUUACGAGGUCCAAAAAUCCCGAAACGGAACCAGUCGAGCCAGAGAAAAUGACAUCUCCCCCAACAAUGGUUCUCAAUGAAGAAAAUUCACAGGAUGUUGAGGUUCCAUCUUCUUUAACCUUGAAGGACACUCCCAGUGUGACUGAUGCACUGACACCUGAAUUGACAAAUCUGGACGUUCUUGACUCUGCCGACCUUUACUGUCCACAGAACCAAGAAGAUGAAGGACCAAGACAGUCGUUUUCUUCAGAGCACCCGAGUUUCAAUUCAAAGGAUUAUAUGCGACUGGGAAAAUCUAAUCCUUUCUAUCAAGAAACAGACUCUGAUUUGGAGUCCCCUCUAAACGACUUCAAAAGGAGUUCGCUGGAAUCACUGGUCCUGAUAGGCACAGAAGAAGAAGCGUCAGAGGCAGUUACAGAAUGUCCCACGCUGGCAGACGGAAUAAUGGACCCCAAAGACGAGUUCCAAGUCUAUUCAAAUGCGCCGAAGGUCGUGGUCUCAGAGAUCCAAGAACAAUCCUCUGAUACCACCGAUGGGGCAGAUGAACUGUCUUCAAGCUUCUGUGCUCUUCAGGAACUUGAAAAGGGUACCACGAAAGCAGAAAUGUCUGGCACGGAGACAUCGGGGGUGGUGAACGCCAACGGGCUGACUCUGUCAGAACCUCUUCAAGCCUCCUCACCUUCAGUCGGAUCCAUGCCCCUCUCUCCAUUCACGUUCGAACCCCUUAGUAGUCCUGAAGGCCCCGUCGUUAUUCAGAACCUCCGUAUCACCGGCACCAUCACAGCUAAGGAACACCGAGGCACAGGCUCUCAUCCAUACACACUCUACACUGUGAAGUAUGAAACAGCUAUGGACACUGAGAAUCCAGGCACAUUGCAGCCAGUGGCUUACCACAUGGUCAAUCGGCGCUAUAGCGAGUUCCUGAACCUGCAGACCCGGUUAGAGGAGAAAGCUGAAUUACGCAAAAUUAUCAAACAUGUUAAAGGACCUAAGAAAAUCUUUCCUGACCUUCCUUUUGGAAACAUGGACAGUGACAGAGUUGAGGCCAGAAAAAGUUUACUGGAAACUUUCCUUAAGCAACUUUGUGCAAUACCUGAAACAGCCAACAGUGAAGAAAUGCAAGAGUUUCUUGCCCUGAACACUGAUGCGAGGAUUGCUUUUGUGAAGAAGCCGUUCAUUGUCUCACGAAUAGACAAGAUUGUAGUGAAUGCUAUAGUGGAUACGCUAAAGACAGCCUUCCCUCGCUCAGAGCCGCAAAGCCCCACAGAUGAAGUGGAUGCAGAGCCUGAUGGGAAAUUAUCAUCAGACAGGAAGAGCAAGUCCAGGAUGCGAUUCUCCAGUAAAAUUGCUCCUGCUCUUAAUGUAUCCGACAUGAAACCCAAAGUUCUUUACUGCUUUGAUGAGAGGAGCAGCGUGUUCAAUGGCCUCACCAUGAACAGUCUAGAGAGCUUCAUCUUGGAGCGGGAGCGUCUUGUGAGUAAAGCACCGCUCCAAGAUGCGGACGGAGAGCGGGAUGUCAGCCUCAUUGCCAAGGAGGAUACGGAGCCAUGCACGUGUUCAAAAAGAAAGUUAUAUAAUGUCAUUCAAAAUCACAGGGAAACUGAACUUGCUGACAUGGCUCUGAAUAUCCUGUGUCUGCUGAUGAAGGACCAGUGGAGUUGGCUUUGCACUGAAAAUAUCCAGAGGAGCAUCAGACUGCUAUUUGGGACCCUCAUUGAGCGGUGGCUGGAGGUUGGAGUGGCUAAUCUGACCUGUAUGCAAUACUGGGUGACUUAUUUGCGGGUGCUGCAGCAGGCUGUGUGGCCUGGAGGAAAUCUGCCUGCUCAUCCACGCCCUCAGCGAACCCAGCAGCAAAAAGAUGACACCAAACAGCAGUCACUGCAGUGUUUGAUGAAUUUGCUUCCUGAUCUUGUUUCAGAUAUACUGGGCUCAGAGAAGUACAAGCAUUCCUGGCAGGUCGUUCUCGAGUCUCUCCAAGAUUCUACCAUAAACAGGCACCUGGUUUACUGUGUGUGGGAUGUGCUGUUCGAGUUCCUAAUCCCAGAGCUGUCUGAUGACGACUUUCAGAAGAUGCUGCUCCAGAGCCUUUCUAAAAACGCAGAGAAACUACCACCGUAGGAACUCGAUGAAGCUUGGCCACCUACUCCAAACGAAGCUGGUCAGUCAUGGAAGUGAAUGAGGCUAAAUGGAAUAUGUGAAUGGUUUGGUCUGACUCUAAUUUAGCCCUUACGUGUCUGGAUCUCGCACACAAUAUGUGCAUCUGGCCUAGCUUUGAUUACUGGCCACCUGUUUUGCAUUUUAGCAGGCCUUGACUGAUCUCCAAAACACCCCUGGACCGGAUCUGAAUUAGUGGAGAGCUCUCUUCUCAAGCUCUUAUCCACCUUCUUCCGGUUCAAACUUUGGGCAAACCUUUUACAGAUGGACUCGUAUUAAGCUUCAUAACACCGGGGCAGAAUUAAACUUAACUUGGCCCUCCUAUCUUGUAAAGCCACUUUAAGUUUUGUUUGUUGCUUAUUUCUCUCGCUCCUUGCCACGGGCGCUGCACUGUGACACAUUUGUCUCUCAUUUGCUUAAGAUUCCAACAUCCAACUUCCUGUUGAAUCUUCCUCCACUUUAUUUAGGUUGUAGGGGUUUUCCAUGUGAGCUGGCACGAGAUUUAGUGUUGUGUUGAAACUGUACAUGCGUCGGAGGAGCUUAAUCUCGUCUGUUCACAGAGGGGGACUUGGUCAUUUACUACCUAUUUUUUAUGGUUGGCCUUAAAGAAGGGGUUAUUUAGAAUAUAACUCUAUAGAAUACCGAGGAGUCUUCUUUCCAUUCCAGCUUCCUGUUCUAAAUAUUGUUGGAUGUUUAAUGUUAACACAUUUUGGUCCUUAUGUACUUGCUAACUGAAGUAUUUUCCUCACACUUGUGCACUUUGAUGAAUAUUAGGCUGAUGUCUAAAACUGUAAAAGAGAUGUCUUAUCUGCCUUAACCUGUCUGUAAAGCAGUUUAAGAGGAAUGGAUCAAAAGCCAUGAAAAAGUCAUUCCUUAGUGGUCAACACGUGUAACUUUAUAAAGUGGUGUAACGUUCCAUGAUUUGAUCGAUCAUGUCUAAUUCUGCACUAUGUAACAACCCCCAUUCCAACAUAAACCCCAUCCCACCCUCCACUUCCUGCCCCAGUAUAGUGAUCCUUGUGAAAUGUUUACUAUCAUGAUCCAGGAAAAUAUUCCACUCUGCUACCUACUAUCGUGUGAAAUGUAACGCUUAUGCUUUAAUUAUUGCACUACUUAUAAAUGUGUCAGUGGAGAUGUUGUAAGCUGUAAUUAUAAUAAACAUGCAAGAAAAAACCUGAAA
Molecule: messenger RNA, 4284 nt
Organism: Hemibagrus wyckioides
Lineage: Eukaryota; Metazoa; Chordata; Actinopteri; Siluriformes; Bagridae
Gene: snx19b
Product: sorting nexin 19b
Exons: 12
Coding region: 162-3068 (968 amino acids)
Cellular component (GO): early endosome membrane; intracellular membrane-bounded organelle
Molecular function (GO): phosphatidylinositol binding
Source: RefSeq, a predicted model, not a curated record